This is a messenger RNA of Osmia lignaria (orchard mason bee), 4515 nucleotides long. It is a transcript of the gene Fim, whose product is annotated as plastin-2 fimbrin. Gene Ontology annotation, cellular component: actin filament bundle; cytoplasm; actin filament. NCBI's taxonomy places the organism in Eukaryota, Metazoa, Arthropoda, Insecta, Hymenoptera, Megachilidae. Gene Ontology annotation, biological process: actin filament bundle assembly; actin filament network formation. The record is from RefSeq and is a predicted model, not a curated record. Gene Ontology annotation, molecular function: actin filament binding; calcium ion binding.
UUGAAUUUGGCGCGCUUCAUUUUUUAGCGUGUUCUGCGACUUGCCGUUAGACGGCAUCAGUAGUAUUGUUUUAAAUUAACGGCACGAGGAUAGCGUACCUGCAACUUACAACAAUAUUUAGAGCCUUUAUAACUUUAAAAUAAGGAAGAUCGUGCAAGUGGAAAAGUUCAGUUGCAGAAGGGCAGUUGUGUGCACCAACUUCACGUACGAACAAAUGAAAGUCAAGGACAUCCAAAUUCGAGAAGCAGAAUGUCUUCGCCUAACAAUAAGUGAUGAAUAUUUUCGUGGAACGAGUUGAACCUGUCGUAAGGUGUCGAGCGGUGAUCCCUUCGUGAUCCUUCGGCCAUCUUCGUAACCGUUCGGUGGACUGGCGCGCGCUCCGUUUGGUAUUCGGUAGGCGGUAGGCUCAGUAUUCGUUGCGUCUCCGUGAUACAAGGACGUGUUCCUGCGGUGUUUGGCACGUUCACAACCGCGUCGUAACCAAAAACGCGUAUGCGAGGUGCGAGAACGCCCCAAGUAACCGUUUUUGCAACUAUUCCCGUGUACCGGUCGAAAAUUACCGACUCGCGUUGUACGUUUUCCCGUCCGGUUCUGUGUUGUCGCGUACAAUAGACUGAGAGUAGAAGAAAUAAGAGGCGUAGUAAGAAGGGCUACACGCAGGGACUGCAGAGAAAGGAAACACGGAAGGAUUAUGUAUUCGAACAACAUGGCUACUACGAUUGACGACCGGCAGGAGUUGUUGGAGCAGUUUCAAGCGAUCGACGAAAACGGAGACGGCUUCAUCAAUCUGACCGAGUUACGAAGCGCUCUGGACAUCUGUGGCUUCAAGAUGCCCGGUUACAAAGUUCGCCAGAUGAUCGAGGAAUACGACGAUAAACAGAGAUCAGAGCACAAAGGACGUCUUUCCUUCGAAGAAUUCGAGAAAUUGUGCAAAAAGUUAAAGGCCAAUGAACUCGGCUCCACGUUCAAACAAGUGGUGUCGAAGAAGGAGAAUCUGGAGACGUUGGGUGGUAUCUCGGAGGCGUCCAGUGAAGGAACCACCCACUCGGUCAGAUUAGAGGAGCAACUUGCCUUCAGUGAUUGGAUCAACACAAAUCUGUCGCAUGAUCCUGAUUUGAAACACCUGCUGCCCAUUGAUGCUGAAGGGAAGACCCUGUACGAGAAGGUCAAGGAUGGAAUUCUUCUCUGCAAGAUAAUUAAUCAUUCCUGCCCCGACACCAUCGACGAGCGUACCAUCAACAAGAAGAACCUGACAUUGUACAAGAAGCACGAGAAUCUGACCCUAGCUCUAUCAUCAGCCCAAGCAAUCGGCUGUAACAUCGUCAACAUCGACGCCCACGAUCUCAUCAAAGGUUCACCUCACCUGGUCCUGGGUCUCCUCUGGCAAAUUAUCAGGAUCGGUCUGUUCAAUCAAAUCACCCUGGAGAACUGUCCUGGUCUGGCUACCUUGCUCCAAGACGGCGAACGUAUCGAGGAUCUAUUAAAAUUGUCCCCAGAAUCGAUUCUCCUCAGAUGGGUGAACCAUCACCUGGAGAACGCUGGUAUCGCCAGAAGGUGCAAGAAUUUCUACUCAGACAUCACCGACUCGGCGAUCUACACUUAUCUUAUCAAACAAAUCGCACCACCCAAUGCUGGUGUCACCCUGGAGGCUCUAAUGGAACCCAACCACACCUCGCGAGCAGAGAUCAUGCUGCAACAGGCAGCCAAAUUAGGUUGCCGCAGUUUCGUAACCCCGAGCGACGUGGUCCAUGGUAUCUACAAAUUGAAUUUGGCCUUCGUGGCGAACCUGUUCAAUAAUUACCCGGGUCUAGACAAGCCGGAGAGCAAUAUAGAAGGAUUGGAAUCGUUGGAGGAGACUAGAGAAGAGAAAACAUAUAGAAAUUGGAUGAACUCCAUGGGAGUGGUUCCCUAUGUAAAUUGGUUGUACUCCGAUUUAACCGAUGGUCUGGUGAUCUUCCAGUUGUACGACAUCAUUAAACCAGGAACGGUUAACUGGAACAGGGUACACCAGUACUUCAGCAAGUUAAGGAAGUUCAUGGAGAAGUUGGAGAAUUGUAAUUACGCUGUCGAGCUAGGGAAAACGAUGAACUUCUCGUUGGUUGGGAUCGCCGGGCAGGAUAUAAACGAUGGAAACGCAACGUUGACCCUCGCAUUGAUCUGGCAGCUGAUGAGGUCGUACACGUUGUCUCUGUUGACGUCGCUGGCUGGUACUCAGGGUAGUACCAUGGUGGAGAAGGAGGUUGUUCAGUGGGUGAACUCGAAAUUACAGGGGGCUGGGAAGACUAGUAGUAUCAAAGGUUUCCAAGAUUCCUCGAUAGCCGAUGGGAAAGUGGUUAUCGAUCUGAUCGAUGCCAUCAAACCGGGAUCUGUGAACUAUGAUCUGGUUAAGGAGGGAGGCACCGGAGAGGAGAACCUGGACAACGCGAAAUACGCGAUAUCCUUGGCACGAAAAUGUGGCGCGCGCGUUUACGCGCUACCGGAGGACAUAACCGAGGUGAAACCUAAGAUGGUGAUGACGGUGUUCGCUUGUCUGAUGGCGAUGGACUACAUCCCGAAUAUGGACUCGGUGAAGCAGCAGAACAACGUGAACAACAGUCAAUAAUGUCGCGCCAUCGUCGUACGUUUACAUUGUGCACGAGAACUGUCGACUGAGUUGCGGUUACAAUUGGUAACCGUCUCUCUUUCACCAACCUAAUAAUUGUAUAUACAGCUAGGUUUAGGAUAGCUUGUUCGUUUCCAGACGGAAACUAGAGAAGGGGAAGAAACGAAUCUAUUCGUCGAAACGGAUCAUGACUGACUCUAAUUAUUCUUCCGCGUUGCCCGCUUUGGUAGACGUAUUACUACGUUCGAGCUGUUGCUUCAUCUUUGUUACAGUAUUGUCUCUCUAAGUGGUCCGCUCGUUUCUCUAAGUAGCUGUAUCUCGUUUUUCUUUUCUAUUCUCGUAAUUGGCGAAUUUUUCAUUUUCCAGCUAGGAAAAUUUCUGCUUUCCCAAGUGCUUGAUUUCCACUUUUCUAAUUGGAAACAUUUCACUUUCCGCAAAUGGCGAAUUUAUGUUUUUCUAAUUUGCGAAAUUCUAGUUUUCUAGGUAGGAAAUUUUAGCUUCAGCAGGUGGCGAAUUUUUAUUUUUUUAAUUUGCAAAAUUUCAAUAUUUUAAGUAGGAAAAUUUCAGCUUCUCAGGCAGAAAAAUUGCAGCUUUUCCGAUUGGAAAAAUUUCAGCUUUCUAAUUAGCAAAAUUUUAGCAUCCCUAAGUGGCAACCUCUAAUUACUAAAAUAGCAAAAUCUUACCUUUCCUAACUAAAAUAUUCCACCCUUAAUAAAUAAAAAAUUUCAUCCAUCCAAUUAGCAAAUUUCCUAUUUCUAUAGAUGGAAAAUUCCUGCUACUAAAUUUCUGCUUUUCCAAGAGAUCCCUCUUAGAUUGGUAAUACUGUUAUUCCAAAGAAAAGUGAAAAUUAGUGGAGAGCCCCGCGUAGACGAUGCUAGCGAGCUUCGAGCGAGAGUCACGGGAAAAGGAAGUGGAAAUUGAUUGUAACGAUCAGACAGAGCGUGUCUGUUGCAAUUUUGCUCUUCUUGUCGAUCGUUGUUUGUAUCGUGUGAUAUUUUCCUUCCAAAAAUAAAAAAAAAAAAAAAUUUCUACGAUCAUAUCCUCGUCACACUCUGCAUUACCCGUGACCUUAGAUUUUGUAUAAAUCAAUUUUUUAAUAAUCGGUGUCAAUCGAGAAAAGCCAUAGCGAAAUGAAAAAUCAUGUCUCGUUUAAAGUAUCUGGAUACUGAAAAAGGAGAUCCUUUGAUCGAAUCAAUUAUACACUGGGUAUAGUAAUUAAUACAAGAGAACGAAAUUGUGGCUUUCAGAUUGUCGAUUAUAUAUGUAUACAAUAUGUAUUAGAUUAACAUUCUUGAAUCAUAUAUACAAUUUGAUAUAUGUACACGUAUUUGAUACAUACCGUAAGGGUGGAGUUGUCAUAAUUUUACAAUGACGAUGUCUUUGUCAAUCAAUCGAUCAAUUAAUCAAUUUCAUCAGGAGAAAUCUACUUAUAGGAAUUUUCAAAGCAUAUAAUCGAAGGAUUGCUUUGCUAAAGCUGUUUAGACGUUCGUUUUAACCCGUUAACUGAGAUAUUUAACGCCUUCAUUUUUAAUUAAAAAAAGAAAUUAAUGAAGAUUCCAAAAAAUUCUCAGUCAACGGGUUAAACAUUUGUUAAAAUUUCACAAUCAUUCCCGUCAUUUUAAAUCCAUAUUUGGGUACAUUUUAUCCCCUUCAACUCGACUUUUUUUAUAAAUAAAAAUUUCAUUAAAACAGGAAUUAUUUUAGAUUCCAAGAUGCUUAUAAUUUUGGAUCUUAAUUUUUCUAAUUAAAAAAGCAAUCAGUUAUCAAAGAUAAGAAUUGAUGAUUGAAUUUUAUACAAUUUUAAGAAUCCAGUGUCGGGUGGAAGGGUUUAAAUAAUCAGAUUUUACGAUCAAUUUUUCUACCAAUCUUUCGUAAUCAUUUUUAAUCGAACGUGUAACAAUUAAAAAUAAAAA